AUGGCAAUGGGUACCACGGCGUCGACUCCAGCAACACUGGAAACUGACAAGAAACAGCUCUUGGAAAGGUUUGCUGAAGAGGAAGCAGCUUUCUCUGAAAUACGCUUAGCGCAGCAAACUCUUGAACGCUGUCAGCUUCUGCUAGAGCAAGCAAAAGCGUUCUACGAGCGGGCGCUCAAGAGUACACAGCGCGAUGCCCAGUCGGACACCGCUUUGGCCUCGACGUUCGACUCGGGCACUGUGGAAGUGCAGCCGCACAGUUUGCUUAUUCGGGCACGCUUGCAACUAUACAGAUCUCAAUUUAACUACGGCUGGGCACUUGUACAACAGCCGCAACCGACUGGACGAGAGCUGGUGCGAGAAGGCAUCCAACUGUUGCAGCGUCUCGCCAGUGAACUGGAGCGGGAUGAGCACGCGAACGACGAGAAUCUCGCCUCUGAAUGCUAUUACUUCGCUGCUUACGGCCUGUAUCGCCUCGGUGAAUGGUCCGAGGCUCGCAAUAUGCUGCGAAUACUGGUGAGUCGGCGCGACGGCUCGAGUCAGCAGCGUCGUCAAGCGAGUGCUUUCCUGGCCAUUGUCGAUGAUCGUAUUCGGCGUGAUGGAUGGAUUGGACUCGGCGUUGCCACAGCGCUAUUCGGUGUCGCCGGUGCGGCUGUUGUCGGGGGCAUCCUCGCAAUGCAGAAAUUAGGCAACCGAGACGCGUCUGCGACGGAUGCUACAAAGGCGCGACGAGGCUCUGCGGUCGCGUCCCGUCGCGAAGCUUCGCAAGGUCCGUCGUGA
Messenger RNA from Cyanidioschyzon merolae strain 10D, 780 nucleotides. RefSeq names its product similar to mitochondrial division protein Fis1p. Gene Ontology annotation, molecular function: protein binding. NCBI's taxonomy places the organism in Eukaryota, Rhodophyta, Bangiophyceae, Cyanidiales, Cyanidiaceae. Bases 1 to 780 code for a protein of 259 amino acids. Gene Ontology annotation, cellular component: peroxisomal membrane; mitochondrial outer membrane. The record is from RefSeq and is a predicted model, not a curated record. The transcript has a single exon. Gene Ontology annotation, biological process: autophagy of mitochondrion; mitochondrial fission; peroxisome fission.